Molecule: messenger RNA, 971 nt
Organism: Lotus japonicus
Lineage: Eukaryota; Viridiplantae; Streptophyta; Magnoliopsida; Fabales; Fabaceae
Product: methyl-CpG-binding domain protein 4-like protein
Exons: 5
Coding region: 164-775 (203 amino acids)
Biological process (GO): base-excision repair
Cellular component (GO): nucleus
Molecular function (GO): DNA binding; catalytic activity
Source: RefSeq, a predicted model, not a curated record
GAGAUAAAAGGUUGCCCGCGUAAAGAAGUCAUUUUUCCCUCCAUAAUCCCUUCUUCCACUCUCCACUCACAACACUGCUGGAAUACAAGUCACUCACAAUCACAAUCACAGAACACUGCCAUACGCUUCAAGCUUCAAGCUUAGGGUUUUCUGUUAUUACGAGAUGUCUAGCCUCAAUGAAGAAAAUAAGAAGAAGAAAGCUAUUGAAAGCAAGAAAAAGAAGCUGAAACGUAAGAAGCCUAUUUGGUGUGAAGAACAAAUUGAUGAUGUGGUUAAAAGUCCUAAGAAAACAACUCUCUCUCAAACUGAGAUGAAAGAUGAAGCAUACAAGAGAAAAACACCUGACAUUAAAUGGGUGCCUCCACAAUCCCCUUUGAAACUUCUUCAAGAGGCUCAUUACCAUGACCCUUGGAAGGUGAUGGUAAUCUGUAUGCUCUUGAACAAGUCUACUGGUUUGAAGGCGAGAUCAGUAAUAUCAGAAUUGUUCCGUAUAUGCCCUGAUGCAAAAGCUUGUACCCGAGCUUCAACAAAUACCCUAGAACAAGUCAUACAUGGCAUUGGUUUUCAAAAACAGAGGGCAGCAAGACUAAAAAGGUUUUCCGAGGAGUACUUGGGUAAACACUGGACACACGUCACUCAACUGCAUGGCAUUGGCAAGUAUGGGGCUGAUGCCUACGCAAUAUUUUGUACUGGAAAAUGGCAGCGAGUGACACCUGCAGAUAACUAUCUAGAUCGUUAUUGGGAAUUCCUCCAUGAUAUUAAGGAUACAUUGUGAAAGACUUGGAGAAGGGAAAUUUCAGACGUUUUGUUACUUGUCUGUUCUGUUACUUUUGUGUAUUUUUUUCCAGUUUAGUUUACUUGAAAACAAUUAAAGUAGGAACUCAAGUAUUGAAAGCUAUAUAUGAUUCUGGAAUUGUCUUCUCUAACUACAAUUUAUGAACAUUAUGCUUUUCGUAUCAAAUACCUAUGAC